AUGGCGAGUGCGGUGCUGCCGAGCGGAUCCCUGUGUGCGGCGGCAGCGGCGGCGGCGGCGGCGCCUCCCGGGCUCCGGCUCCGGCUCCGACUGCUGCUGUUGCUUCUCUCCGCGGCGGCGCUGAUCCCCACAGGUGAUGGACAAAAUUUGAUUACAGAAGAUGUGACCGUAGUCGAGGGGGAAGUUGCCACCAUCAGCUGCCGAGUCAAAAACAGUGAUGAUUCUGUGAUCCAGCUUCUGAAUCCCAACCGACAGACCAUUUAUUUCCGGGACUUCAGGCCUUUGAAGGACAGCAGGUUUCAGUUAGUGAAUUUCUCUAACAGUGAACUCAGAGUGUCGUUGACAAAUGUCUCAAUUUCUGAUGAAGGAAGAUACUUCUGCCAGCUCUACACUGAUCCCCCACAGGAAAUUUACACAACUAUCACAGUGCUUGUCCCACCACGCAAUUUGAUGAUCGAUAUCCAGAAAGACACUGCUGUUGAAGGAGAGGAGAUUGAAGUGAACUGCACGGCCAUGGCCAGCAAACCCGCCACCACCAUCAGAUGGUUCAAAGGAAACAAGGAACUCACGGGCAAAUCAGAGGUGGAGGAAUGGUCGGACAUGUACACUGUAACCAGUCAGCUUAUGUUGACUGUUGGCAAAGAGGAUGAUGGCGUCCCUGUGAUCUGUCUUGUGGACCACCCCGCAGUCAAAGACAUGCAGACACAGCGGUACUUAGAAGUACAGUAUAAGCCUCAAGUGCACAUUCAGCUGACUUACCCUCCACAAGGCCUAACCCGGGAAGGGGACACGCUUGAGCUAACAUGUGAAGCCAUCGGAAAGCCCCAGCCUGUGAUGGUGAAUUGGGUAAGAUUAGAUGACGACCUGCCACAACAUGCUGUAGUGUCGGGGUCCAACCUGCUCAUUAAUAACCUAAACAAAACAGAUAAUGGUACAUACCGCUGUGAAGCUUCCAACGUAGUGGGGACAGCUCAUUCGGAUUAUACGCUGUAUGUAUACGAUCCCCCCACAACUAUCCCUCCUCCCACAACAACCACCACUACCACCACCAUCCUUACCAUCAUCACAGACACAACGGCGACGACAGAACCAGCAGUUCACGGCCUUACUCAGUUGCCCAAUUCCGCAGAAGAACUGGACAGUGAGGACCUCUCAGAUUCUCGGGCAGGGGAAGACAACUCCAUCCGGGCAGUGGAUCACGCGGUGAUUGGCGGGGUUGUCGCCGUGGUGGUGUUCGCCAUGCUGUGCCUGCUGAUCAUUUUGGGGCGAUACUUUGCUAGACAUAAAGGUACAUACUUCACUCAUGAAGCCAAAGGAGCCGAUGAUGCAGCAGACGCAGACACAGCUAUAAUCAAUGCAGAAGGAGGACAGAACAACUCUGAAGAAAAGAAAGAGUACUUCAUCUAGAUCAGCCUUUUUGUUUCAAUGAGGUGUCCAACUGGCCCUAUUUAGACGAUAAAGAGACAGUGAUAUUGGAACUUGCGAGCAACUCGUGUGUUUUUUUAUGAAUGGGUGGAGAGGUGUGAGACUGGGAAGGUCUGGGAUUUGCUGUGUAAAAAUGUUCUUCAUAAAAGUACACUCUGCUGUUUGACACCUCUUUUUUAUUUUUUUUUUGGUUGUUGUUUUAUUUUAUUUUAUUUUUUCAAGUCCAAGUCAAACUUGGAUUUAGUUUA
This is a messenger RNA of Gracilinanus agilis (Agile Gracile Mouse Opossum), 1673 nucleotides long. RefSeq names its product cell adhesion molecule 1 (gene CADM1). Gene Ontology annotation, molecular function: signaling receptor binding. Lineage: Eukaryota; Metazoa; Chordata; Mammalia; Didelphimorphia; Didelphidae. Gene Ontology annotation, cellular component: synapse; plasma membrane; neuron projection. Gene Ontology annotation, biological process: susceptibility to natural killer cell mediated cytotoxicity; cell recognition; detection of stimulus. The coding region runs from base 1 to 1407 and encodes 468 amino acids. The record is from RefSeq and is a predicted model, not a curated record. The transcript has 12 exons.